This is a messenger RNA of Aphidius gifuensis, 6053 nucleotides long. RefSeq names its product transcription factor SPT20 homolog (gene smash). NCBI's taxonomy places the organism in Eukaryota, Metazoa, Arthropoda, Insecta, Hymenoptera, Braconidae. The coding region runs from base 700 to 5427 and encodes 1575 amino acids. The record is from RefSeq and is a predicted model, not a curated record. Gene Ontology annotation, cellular component: stress fiber. Gene Ontology annotation, biological process: regulation of focal adhesion assembly; positive regulation of stress fiber assembly. Gene Ontology annotation, molecular function: myosin II head/neck binding. The transcript has 17 exons.
GCAGUCAGCAACAUCAAGCCGGUUCGUUCGGUCACGUUAAUUUAAUGUCUGUUGCGCGUCUCUCCCAACAUUUAUUAUUAUUUAUUAUUUAUUAAAUUAAAAUAUACAAACAAAUAAUUAAUUAAAUUCUUAUCAUAAAUAUAUAUCUAUCCUAAAAAUAUUCAUAAAUUAAUUACAAAAUUCGCCUCCGAAAUAACAAAAAACAACAAACUUCUUUUGUUUUUUUUUUUUUUCGUCGUAAUUUUUUAUUCACACUUUGAAAUGACAAAGUGAAAUAGUUUUUUGUACUUUUUAUUUAAGUGUUAAUAUAUACUUUAAUAUUGUUUGUGAGUUUUGUUGUUAAUUAAUUAAUCAAGGAAAUUUAAUCCUUGAUAUUUAAGUUUGUUUUAAUCGUUGAAAAAUAUUUAUAAUUAAAAAAAAAAAUAUUUAUACAGUCCUUGGAUAUUACGGAGUCUGGAGGAUAUUAUUUGAAGGUAGAAUAAUAAAUUUUUAAAUAAUUUUAUUGGCAAUUGUGUGUGGAUGCUAUAUUAGUGGAUAGUUUGUUGGCCUCGUUUGGAUUAUACACCAUCACGCGAUAGAAUUUUCUCUCAAUAAUCAGAGGCUGAAAGUGUAGGAUGGACACGUCAAUCCAAAGAAUCUUGAUACAUUGAAGAGAAGGAGGAGAAUAAUUAUUUGCAAAAGAGGAGGAGGUUUGUAAAAAUGCCAUCCUCACAAGUACCACAAGCCACUGAACGGCGUAACGAACGAAUGAUGACCCAUGAACCACCAAAAUUAAAAACAACCCUAACAACACCACCAAAACAAGCUACAAAUCCAUUACAAUUUGUUAAAGUUGGACCAUGUUCAUUGUAUCGUUCAGCACAUGAACAAUUAUCAAAAGUUGAUGAAGUUAAAAAAGUUAAACAAGAAGUACGUGAAGAAGCUGAAGAAUGGCAAUCGAAUUUGGACAAUUGGAAAAGUAGCAGAAGGAAGAGACAAGAGCAUAUUAUUGAAAGAGUUGUUGAAGUUAAAAAACUUGAACUUGAAGAACAUGAUAGACAAAGAAGACGAAGUAAAACAUUUUCUGAAAUGAUGGAAGAACGUGGUAGUAGAGGAAGAAAAUUAAGUUUGGCAAUGUAUCAUGAAGAAGAUUCAAAUGAUUUAAGUGAUCUUGGUAUUGGUACAAGUAGUGGAAAAAGUUCAAUAAGUGGUGAUACACAUGAUGAUACACAAAGUGUAUUAAGUGAUAGAGACAGUGAAAUUGAUAAAAAUAAUUCAUUUGAUAAUACAAUUAUUGAAAAUAAUAAUAAUACAUUAUCAACAACAAUUAUUGAUGAUACACAAACAGAAACAAUUAAUGAUUUUAAUAAUGAUAAUGAACAACGUGAAUAUGAUUCCGGUACAACAGCAACAAUAAGUUCACCUGAACCAGAAGAAUAUACAUAUGAAAAUGCAAUACGUGGUUAUGUAUCAAGAGUACCACCAAAUUUACCAAGACACUCAAUUAUUAAUAUUAAUACACAGCUUGAUAGUAAAAAAAAUGGUAAAAUAAAUAUAUUUGAUGAUAAAAAUUCAUCAAAUAACGAUGAUAAAACAUCAAUAAUUAAAAUUGAUAUACAUAAACGUCGUGAAAUAUUUGAAAAACCAACAAAAAUUAUAAAUAGCAAUAAUAGCAGUAGCAAUAGAACAACAAAUGAUUUAACAAAUUCAAAAAGUAUAAAAGAAAGAUUAUCAUUUCUUGAAAAACAAAAAUAUAAUAAUGAUGAAGAUGAUGGUGAAGAUGAAGGUGAAGAUGAAGACGAUGAAGAUGAAGAUGAUGAAAAUAUAAAUAAAAUAAAUAGAUUAUCUGGUGAUAUGAAUUCAAUACGUGAACGUUUAACAAAUUUAGAAAUAAAAACAUGUGAACGUGAAAAUAAUCUAUUAAAUAAUAAAAAUAUUGAUGAAUUAUUAAUGGAACCAGUUAUACCAAUACGUAAAUGUUUAUCAACACUUGAAAAAUAUACAACAAGUAGUGAUGAAUCAACAUCAUCUGGUGUAUCAUCAAAUAUAUGUGUUAAUAAUAUUACAAAUGAUAAUGAAAAAAAAUCAAUUGAUAAACAAAUGAUAAAUUUUAAUAAUAAUAAUAAUAUUAAUAAUGAUAAUUUAACACCAAGUGAAAGAAGUUCAUCACCAGAUUCUGAAUAUCGUGCAUCACGUACAGCAUUUCAUAGAAGUUUAGAUUCACUUGAUGCUGAUGCAUCAAGUGGUCCUGAUACAUUUGAAAGAGUACAAAGUCUUGAAGAGCUUGAUUAUGUUAGAAGAUAUCCUGGCUCAAUAUCAUCUGGUGAAUUAUUAAAUGAUACUGAUAGAGAAGAUUCUGGUAUACAUACUGCUGAUGUUAGUUGUUCAGUUAGUCAAGCUGAUGAACCAAUUGAUGAUGAACAUAUUGAUAAUAAUACACAAAAAAUUGAACAACAUUAUCUUUAUGGAAUUGCUGAAACUGAAAUAACAGAUACAAAUGAUAAUUAUCAAGAUAAUAAACAAGAUCAACAGGUUGAUAAUGAUAUGCAACUUGCAGUUAUAAAUGAGGAUACUGCUGUUACUGGAAUCAUGUCGACUAACAAAUCUCAUCUUGAUUAUUCAUAUAAAUCUUCAUCAUGUCAUAAAACAACAAAUGGUCGUACAGUUAUUUAUCAAAGUCCAAGAAUACCACCACGUAAAAAUCCACCAAUUAAUGAUAGUAUUAAAUUAAAUGAUAAUAAACCAUCGAAAAUACCAACAUCAACGAAAAAUAAUAAUAAUUCAACAACAACGACAUUAUUAUCAACAUCAACAACAAGUGAAAAAAAUAAUUUACAAGAAAUAUUUAAUCAAAAAUUAACAAAUAAAUGUACGUCGAUUAAAAUACAAGAUGAUGAUAAACAAAUGGAUAGAAAAAAUGUUGAUAAUUAUUGUGAAAGAAGACGUACGAUAAUUGAGGAAUCGAUUGUUAUCGGUUGUGGGGACAAGGAAGUCGAUGAAACGUUGGUUGAGCUGCCAGUUGAAAUAACGUCGUCAGUCGAGCAAGAAGAAGUACCACGAGUUUGUGAGCUGCCAGUUUCAAGUCAUACUGUUGAAUCAUUAAUUUCAAUAAACAUGCCAAUUGAUAUUUCAUCAACAAAUAAUCAUGAUAAUAUUAUUGAUAAAAUUUGUGAAAAUGAAAUUAAUCAUUUAAAUUUUAAUUCACCAAUUUUACAAGCAAAUAUCAUGAAUUUUAAUGAAUCAUUGACGUCAAUGUCUCAACAAAUACCUCAAUAUAAUAUGACCAGUGAUGAAGAAAUAGUAACAAGUUUGUCAUUUCCACUGGGACCACCAAGUACAAUUGAACCACCAAAAGAGAAACCACCACCUCCACCAACUGAUUUUAGUGAUGAUGAAAACCAACAAAUUGAACCAUUAAAACGUUUAAAUUCAACACGUCGAAUUAAAAAAGAAUUACGUACAAGACGUUCUGAUUUUCUUGGUAUUGAAGGGAUAAACGAUGAUGAUUUGGAAUUUAGUUUGGCAAAACCACCAAAUAUGGCAUCAAUAUUAGCUGAAGAAAGAAGAAUCGAACAAUUACAUCGUCGUUCAUAUGAUACUGAUAGUAAUUAUGAACAAGAUUCAAGUCAUGAAAGAGAUUCUGGUGUUGAACUUGGUCAAGAUUGGGUUAAACAACCAGUUAGUCCAGAUAUGUCACAACAUAGUCGUCAAAGUAGUGAACCAUUUGGUGCAAGUGUAACAUCAUCUGAAGAAGAUGAAAUAACUAAAAAAGAACGUGAAAUUAUUGAAGUACUUGAGAAGGAAGAACAAUGGCGUUAUGGAAAUGAUCGUGAACAAAACAGUUGUGAAAGUAUUUUGGAACACAGUGACAUCGGUGAGAAGCUAGCCCACAAGCUUCGUAAACUUGAGGAGGAAAAAAUGCAGUUGGAACGUGAACGUGCACAUGAGACUGAGAUGCAACAUCGUCAAGAAGAAGAGACAAUGCGAAUGAAUGAUGAGAAUACAAGAAUAAUGGAAAAUACUGAAGACAUGUUACGUGAGGAAGAACAACAACAUCAACAUCAACAACAAGAAAUAACAAUGCAAAUACAAAAAAUUGAAGAAAUUAAAAUAAGAGAUGAAGAACAAAAAUUGAGAAUUAAAAAUGAUCAGUUACGAAUUCAUGAUGAGAUUAUUGAACAAGAAAAAAGAUCUGUUGAUAUUCUUAGACAAGAAGAAAUAGCUAGAUCAAUGGAAGAUCAAGAAAAAAAUAUUUUAACUGCAGUUCAGUAUAAUAACGAUGAUGAUUAUGCAACUGGGGAAGUACUACGUGUUGAGCGUGAAUUACUACAACUUGAACAAGAAGCAUUAAAACGUCAAAAAACAAAUUUAGCAUAUCGUGAACAAAAACAACAACAACUUGCUGAACAACUACAAGAACAGUGGGCAUCAUUGCAAGAUGUUGCUCAUGCAUCACCAAAUAAUUCAAAUCCAACAUACCAGAAUAUAUCUGCCUUGAAUUAUCGUUCAUCCAUGCCAAAUUUACAACUUCAAGAUGUUCAACAACAACAGCAACAACGUAGACGUCCACCACCACCAGCAAAACCACUUAGAUUGAUUGAUCAACUUCAACGUGAUGCAACAAUAAGAAAUAGCAGAAUUCCAUCGGCUGAUAAUAUUCCACAACAAGUUGACACUUGUACAUUGAGACACAGUGUUUCUGUUGCAUCAAUUGUUAAUUCUGGCCAACAACAACAGCAACAACAAAUGAGUAAACAAACACUUCAAGCAUUAAGUGCUGUUCCAAGAACAAGAAUUGUCAAGAGUGAUCAGUGGGUACAGAGAAGAAAAAGUGAUGGACCAAGAGUUGUUCAGGAUUUUAAUUAUCAGCAUUGGCUUAUUCAGGAAGCAGAACAGCGUAGAAUUGCUGAGAAAAUUCAUCGUUCACCUGUGAGAAAAUCACAACAACAUGUUACGGGAACAUCUGUUCCGUACAUUGCAACUCCAACAAGGUCUGAUGGUAAACCGUUACCUGAUUCUAUCAUUCAAACACUCACUCAAAGAAUGCAAAAUAGAGCUCAAGAACGACCACAAAUACGUAGAAGAUUAGAGCACAGUGUUAGUCAAGAACAUUUGCCAAAUGCUCAUCAUGGACCUCAACAUGUUGCAAUGAUGCAUCAAAAAAUUAAUCAAUCAACAAAUUCUUCUGCUAUUGAUUCACAAGAAAAAAUGCUCAGCGUUAGUGGAAAAAAAAAAUGCUCACAUUGUGGUGAUGAAUUAGGACGAGGUGCAGCAAUGAUUAUUGAAAGUCUUCGUUUAUUUUAUCACAUGGAAUGCUUUAAAUGUUGUGUUUGUCACAUUAAACUUGGUGAUGGACUCAUAGGAACAGAUGUUCGCGUACGAAAUCACAAACUUCACUGCCAUAAUUGCUAUUCAAGCGAUGACGGUGUCAAGUUUAGCUGUGUGUAGAUAAAAUAUCCAGUCUUAUGGGGGAUCCAAGCUGAAAUACUUGAAUAUAUAGUUUAACUAUAUUUUUUAAGGCUCAUAUAUCAAAUAAUAAUUGUUCUUUUUUUGUUUUAAAUUUUAAUUUUAUCAUUUUUAAAAUGAAAAUGUCAAUGUCGUGUACAUAAUUAGUUAAAUAAACAAAAAUUAAAAUUGAAAACAAAUAAUAUUCUAUUGAUGUAAAUUAAUAUACAAAAUAUUCCAAUAUUUCGUGUAAAUAAAUUGUAAUUAGUUUAGUGGCAAUUAAAGUAUCUUAUUGCUGAUAAAUUUAACGAAAAAAAAAAAACAAUUGUGUAUAUUACUGUAAAAUAUAUUUGUGAUAUUUAUAAAAAAAAAAGCCUCAACUAUAACUACUAACAGAAGGUCAAGAAUAAAUAUUUUCUCGUUGAUAUUUUUUUAAAAUUAACAAAAAAAAAAAACGUCAAACGAAGAAAUAUAUUUUAAUGUUUUUUUCAUUAUUAUUUUGUUUCUAACACUCGUUGUUUAUUGGAAUAAUUUCAAAUCACGAUUUAUUAUUAAUAUUUUAUAAAAGGUAAUAUUAUUUUAAAUAUAUUAUUGAUAUAAUUAUUAGUUGUAAAAAGAGGGAAUAAUAA